AUGGCUAACCCUGUAGGCGAGGACAGCUGGCUGGCCUAUCUCGACGAAUCUAUCCGCAACGCUUCCGACCUUGAGAAACGCGUAAAUGUCGUCGAGUUUUUCAAACGCGCUGUUAGCGCAGAGCCGGACAGCUUGAGAAUAUGGCUAGCAUAUUGCAACUAUUUCUGGUCCCUCUGGGCGGAUAGCCAUUCUGAUGCCGCCGGAUGGCCAGAGGAAGAGCAGAUGAUGGGUCGUGAGCUUUUCUCGUUUGAAGCUGCCCUUGGCUUGUGGCAGCAGGGCUACGAGGCUAUCAAGUAUCGCAUCAAUGAUAGCCAUCUUCUCUGGGACCGCUGGAUAUCUCUCGAAAUGGAAUUGCUGGAAAAGACAAAAACACCAGAGGGGGUCAAACGCAUCACACACCUCUACCGUGACCGAUUGACAACGCCUCAUCUCACGUGGGACGACACAUCGCAAAUGUACUCGACCUUCUUAUCGGAGUACAACCGAGCUGCAUGGGAAGAAUCAAUGAAGGAUAUUACGGCGUCAUCUCAAGGCGCAAAGCGGCUCAUGGGCAAACGAGAUUCCUUCGAACUCAAGCUACAACAGGCGUUUCGAGCCGACGACAUUGAAGCGCAAAAGAAGAUCAUGAUUGAAUACCUCGAGUGGGAGACAGCACAUGUUGUUAGCGGCCAAGACGGCACCGAUAUCAGCUUCAAUCUCUGCUGUGGACUCUAUGCCAGAGCUUUGACCGGAAUAUUCGCGACCGAUGAAUCGAUUUGGCACGAGCACAUUGUUUUUCUCUCAUCCUCCUAUGCCGACGCGAAAGCCCCUGAAUUUAUCCUCAACGCCCUUCGUCGAGCCGUUCAGCAUUGCCCUUGGUCGGGUCGCUUAUGGAAUAGGUUAAUACUAUGCGCAGAAGAGGCGAGAUUAGAUUUUUCUGAAGUGGAGUCCAUCAAGCAUGCCGCAACGAGCGAAAAUCAGCUAUACAAGCAUGGCAUGGAGAGCAUGAUCGAGAUGUAUGUAGCCUGGUGCGGUUUCCUCAAGCGGACUGCAAUGGACGCAAGCGCUACCGAUGAGGCUGUCGACGUGGCCGAUGUCGGCCUGAGUGCCGCUCUGGAGGAUGUUGAUGUUGUAGGCAAGAGACUCUACGGCAAAGACUUCCAGGGUGAUCCAAAGUUUCGACUUGAGCGCAUCUAUAUCCAGUACUUGACUGAGAAGAAAAACGCCAUAGAUGAGGCAAGAUUGCAGUGGAAUAAGCUGGCCAAGGCUCAAAUCCAUGCCGAUAGCCAUGACUUUUGGUUUCGCUACUAUAUGUGGGAGAUGCUCAUCUUCUCUUCCACCAACUCAUCCAAUAGUCCUACGCCCUCGUCCGCAGGUGGUAAUUUCCGAAUACCGGUGCUUGCGACCGCUGUCCUUCACCGUGCUGUGAACCGGUCAACAAUUGACUGGCCGGAAAAAGUGCUGGAGGUUUAUAUGCAGCAUUGCAACGACUAUGAAAUAUCACGUUAUGUUCGCAAGGCGGCAGAUAUAGUGCAAAAAGCCGAAAACAAGAUUGCAAAGCGACGCAAGCUAGAAGAAGAAGAAAAGGCUGCUGCAUACGCUGCUUAUUACAGCGCACAGACAGCGGCUGACCCUGGUGAUCCCACUGGAGAGGAGGAUACUUCCUCAAAUAAGAUAAAGAGGAAACGAGAAGAUGCUGCCGAAAUCCAGGAAGAUGCCGGCACCAACAAGCGCCAAAGGAGCGAGCACGAAGCACGCGAGGCUCAGUCUGGCCUGCGGAGAGACAGAGAAAAUACGUCUGUGAUUGUCAAAAAUCUUCCCGCUGAAGUUACCCAGACAAAACUUCGCCAGUACUUUAAAGAGUAUGGCCAUAUAAACAAUAUCACGGCACUUGUUCGCGAAAAGGAUGGCCAGUCUUCAACGGCAUUGAUCGAAUUCCGUGCGCCAGAUGAGGCUCGAUCCGCAUUGCUCAGGGAUGGAAAGUUCUUUGGGCAAUCUCAGCUCACUGUUCAGUCUGGUCACGACUUAACGAUAUACGUUGCAAACUACCCGCCUACCGCUGAUGAGCAAUACAUUCGCCAGCUAUUUCAAGACUGUGGGGAUAUUUUAAGCAUUCGGUGGCCUAGCUUGAAAGUGAACUCGCAUCGUCGGUUCUGCUACGUCUCUUUCUGUGACAGCGAUGCGUCUGCUAAAGCCGUGGCCAAAGAAGGCAUUCUGCUGAAUGGAAAGUACACGCUGCUGGCUAAAUACUCAGAUCCCAACCGCAAGAGGAACCGAGAGGGUGCUGUUGCCGAGGGCCGAGAAGUUCACGUUUCGGGGUUAGGCCCUUCAACUACAGAAGACGAAAUCCGCGAGAUCUUCUCAAAAUACGGAACCAUUGCAAGAAUAAACGUUCCCCGAAGCGACAACGGAAAGGGUCGCGGAUUUGCAUUCAUUGACUUUGAAACGAAAGACCAGGCUGAAAAAGCUGCAUCAGAGCUGAAUAAGAUCAAGUAUGUCAACAAAAUCCUCCAGGUUGAGAUCUCGAAGCCUUCGAACGUGAAGCCUACGGCCCAGAGUGUAUCACACGACCGUGCAACUCCAGCAUCUCAAGCGACCGAAGAUACUGAGGGCGACACAGUAAUGGGAGGCUCCACUACCGCAGCCGAUAUUGCCGCACGCACCAUUGCACUCAUGGGUUUGUCUGACACUGUUAAUGACGCCCGAGUGAGAGCACUUGUUGAGCCGUUUGGCUCUAUUAUCAAGCUUGUCCUCCAGCCCGGCCAUGGCGGCGCACAAAUUGAAUUUGCAGAUUCUUCUGCGGCAGGCAAGGCAAGCCUCCAGCUCAGCAACAUGGACUUUGAAGGCCGUAAGUUACGCGUCGGGUCUCUUGACGAUCUUCGUCAUGCCAAGGCCGAGAAAGUGCAGGAUCGCAUUGUCCCCCGUAGCCAGAGCGAGGCCAAGAAAGACAGACCGGCUGGUAGUACGGAAAAGAGCUUCAUACCCUCGUCAUUGAAUAGGCGACCUACUUUAGGGAAGCCAGCUCCAAAGCGUGGAGGCGGUUUCCUUGCUGCAAGAAUAUUACCAAUAUCUAGUACAAAACCGACGGUCGAAGACACAAAACCAGGGCCGCAGAGUAAUGCGGAUUUUCGAGAGCUGUUUCUAAAAGGCCCAGCUGCGAAGGAUAAUAAGGAUAACAAGGAGGACAGCAACUGA
This is a messenger RNA of Trichoderma atroviride IMI 206040, 3174 nucleotides long. RefSeq lists its product as uncharacterized. Gene Ontology annotation, molecular function: RNA binding; protein binding. Gene Ontology annotation, biological process: RNA processing. The record is from RefSeq and is a predicted model, not a curated record. NCBI's taxonomy places the organism in Eukaryota, Fungi, Ascomycota, Sordariomycetes, Hypocreales, Hypocreaceae.